AAAAAAAAAGAAUUAAAAAAAAAGAAGAAGUGCUGCUGCUCCACCCACUUCUCCUCCUCUAAAUUUGUUCAAAAUAUCUGAGGGAAGUGUCACAACCACUCCUGCCCCACACUGAGACACUAUAAAACAUCAACUCUGGUUCUGUUCACUCCUGAUACUCCUUCAGUCCAGUCCAGUCCAGUCCGGUCUUCAGAGGGUCAGAAACAUCCAAAAUGCCUGCUGACUACAAUGGAACGUGGGAGAUCAUCAGCAAUGAAAAUUUAGAUGGUUAUAUGAUUGCACUUGGCAUCGACUUUGCAACACGCAAGGUUGCCUCUUUGCUGAAGCCUCGGAAAGCGAUUAAACAGGAUGGAGAUUGUUUCACGUUCCAAACUUCUACCACUUUGAGAAACUACGAGUGUUCUUUCAAGAUUGGAGAGGAGUUUGAUGAGGUGACCAAAGGAAUGGACAACCGGUUGUGCAAGAGUGUGGUCACCUGGGAUAAUGAUAAGCUGGUGUGUGUUCAGAAAGGAGAAAAGGAAAACCGAGGCUGGACUCACUGGAUUCAGGGAGACGAGCUUCAUCUGGAAUUAAAAUGUGAAGAUCAAGUCUGCAAGCAGAUUUUUAAAAGGACCCAGUGACGCAGCCUUGUUAUAAAAUGAUCUGGCACUCUUUGUUUCUAUCGAAUGGGCUGAGAGACGAUGCUGCGCCAGCUGUCAUAUCUGAAAAUAAAAGGGAAGAAAAGCAAAAA
This is a messenger RNA of Austrofundulus limnaeus, 730 nucleotides long. RefSeq names its product retinol binding protein 7b, cellular (gene rbp7b). NCBI's taxonomy places the organism in Eukaryota, Metazoa, Chordata, Actinopteri, Cyprinodontiformes, Rivulidae. The coding region runs from base 213 to 620 and encodes 135 amino acids. The record is from RefSeq and is a predicted model, not a curated record. The transcript is spliced from 4 exons. Gene Ontology annotation, molecular function: lipid binding.